UGAAUUUAAAAAUUAAAAUAAUAUACUAUUAUAUUUGAUUUAUUCGAAUAAUUUGAAUUAAUCGAAUUUAAAAAUUUAAUUCGACUUAGAUUCAAAAUUUUAAAAAGUUAAACUUGAUUUGUAUAACUCAAUUAACUCAAAGAUAAUUGAAGAUUUUUUUCGAUUUUUUCCUAUUUCUCCCCUAAUGUUGAGCAAACGCAUGCGCGUGUAAUACAUGAUGUCUUAGAGACGCGUAUCGUUUGGGUCUUGUGAGUUGUGGUUCGUUUCAUUAGGUGCUCGUCUAGUUCACAGGCAAUGAAUCAUGGGCCUUUUCCGGCGACUCUUUGGCGCCAAGAAGCCUACCCAACCCCGCCCCGACGAAGACAGGAGGCGUUGGAGCUUUAACAGAUCUUCCCAUCCUACGUCUUCGACUUCUCAUCUUGAUGCCCUUUCUGGUCCAGGCAAUGGCACAUUGGAUGCCAACAAGCGCGCCAUAGCAGUAGCAGCCGCCACUGCUGCUGUAGCUGAGGCUGCUCUGGCAGCAGCGCAUGCGGCUGCCGAGGUUGUUAGGCUGACAAGUGGUGGUGUUGGAAGCGCCGAUGGGAGCAACCGACGCCUCCCACAAGAACUGGCGGCUGUUAAGAUACAGUCCGCUUUUCGAGGUUAUCUGGCACGGAGGGCACUGAGGGCAUUGAAAGCAUUGGUGAAGCUUCAAGCACUGGUGAGAGGUCAUAUUGUGAGGAAGCAAACAGCAGACAUGCUUAGACGCAUGCAAACAUUGGUCAGACUUCAAGCUCGAGCCCGUGCCAGUCGUUCUUACAUGACAAAAUCUUUCUAUUCAACCUGCAAGAUAUCCCAUUCACGGCAUGCUAGAUGUGGUUCAAAUUCAAACCUAAUGGACACCAUCAAUCUAGAGAAAGCACGGAUGGGUUUGAAUUGGUUGGACAAUUGGAUGGAAGAAAGCUUAAGGAAUAACCAUAGAGAUUCUCCGCUUAUACAUAGGCAUGCUGAUGAUGAGAAGAGUGAUAAAAUCCUUGAAGUAGAUACUUGGAAACCAAACUUGAACUGCCCACCAUGUAACCGGAACUUUAGGACAUCUCAGCAUGGCUCAGCUUUUGAUUAUAACCAGACCUACAUGGCAUAUGACUCCCCUAGAAAACAAUCAGGAAAAGGUUCGAAUCGAAUACCAGAUAACUUUUCAGCAGAAGUUUUACCAUUAAGCUCUCUGAAACAUCCUGGAAGGAAAGAUGAAGUAAUUUUAAGGACUGCUGAUAUUGACAACAGCCCACAAGUGCUUUCUGCAUCAUCAUCAAGACCUGGAAGUAGUGCUAGAAGAAGUCCUUUCGCAAGUAGUGAAUGCUCAUGGGGAUAUUUAAGUGGAUUUUCUGUUCACCCAAAUUACAUGGCUAAUACGGAAUCAUUCCGGGCUAAGUACCGGUCUCAGAGUGCCCCAAGGCAGAGACUAGAGUUUGAGAAGUAUGGUUCUAACAGAAGAACCUUUCAGGGGUUGUGGGAAUCAGAAAGAGAUUCGGCUCAACAUGUUGAUUAUAGGUACAGGUAUAAUCUAGCAUCUGAUUGCUUGAAUAAGCUUGCUGGUGCCCACCAAGGGCAAUGACCCCCCUUUUUAUUUCCUCGUGUGUGAUUAGGCACUGCUGUGCUGUGCUAGGGCUGUAAUUAACUUACUGUUAUGUUACGAACUUAGAUCUACAAUGGUCUCCGGGUCCGAACCAGCACGACACGACUGCCGUUUGCUGAACAUGUUAAGCUUUGCAGUUCUCAGUUCCCACUCCAUGAAUUUAGAUUGUAUUUUUGUAUUAUAUAGUUGUGAAGCAGAACUCUUUAACUUAAUCCAGAUGACUGGUUCGUGUCUUAAUAUUUUUACAAUUUGGCAUGGUUUUGUCAUUAUGUCUGUUAUGGGAUCACUUUCAAGUCGAAAUUAUUUUGAAAAUAAAUGAAAUAGAGCUUCAGUUCCCA
Messenger RNA from Gossypium arboreum, 1953 nucleotides. RefSeq names its product protein IQ-DOMAIN 24-like. The transcript has 4 exons. Gene Ontology annotation, molecular function: protein binding. The record is from RefSeq and is a predicted model, not a curated record. Bases 302 to 1594 code for a protein of 430 amino acids. NCBI's taxonomy places the organism in Eukaryota, Viridiplantae, Streptophyta, Magnoliopsida, Malvales, Malvaceae.